This is a messenger RNA of Pseudopodoces humilis (Tibetan ground-tit), 3272 nucleotides long. RefSeq names its product transmembrane protein 158 (gene TMEM158). NCBI's taxonomy places the organism in Eukaryota, Metazoa, Chordata, Aves, Passeriformes, Paridae. Gene Ontology annotation, molecular function: peptide binding. The record is from RefSeq and is a predicted model, not a curated record.
UCGCUCGCUCGGCGAGAGCACUGUGCCUCCUUUCCCAGAUGGCAGCCGGCAGCGCCAUGCAGCCUCCCGUUCCUCCUCCUCCUCUCCCUCCUCUCCGGCUCUAAGUUAAUGCCAUGCUGCCGCUGCUCUUCCCGGCACUGCUGGCCGCCUGCCUGCCGCCCUGCCAGGGCUGGAGCCCCUCGGCGGCUGCCAGCGGGCAGGAGGAACAGGAGCAGGAGCUCUUCUUGCCCCCUGCCAACUCCUCCUCCCGCUCCUUGGCCAGCCUCGAGAUGGACCUCGACGGGGCAGCGAGCAAGGAGGAAGGCAGCACCGACAGCCCGGGCACGCCGGCUGCCCCUAGCCAAGAGCCUUUCCCUUCCGCUCCCACCACCUCCGGGCAGGAGCAGCAGGGGCAGCAGCAGCAGGAGCAGCAGCAGCGUCCCCAGCCGCAGGGGCAGCCGCAGCCCGCCGAGGACCCGCACUGCAACAUCAGCGUGCAGCGGCAGAUGCUGAGCUCGCUGCUGGUGCGCUGGAGCCGCCCGCUGGGCAUCCAGUGCGACCUCCUGCUCUUCUCCACCAACAGCCACGGGCGGGCCUUCUUCUCCGCCGCCUUCCACCGCGUGGGGCCGCCGCUGCUCAUCGAGCACCUGGGGCUGGCGGCCGGCGGCGCCCAGCAGGACUUGCGCCUCUGCGUGGGCUGCAGCUGGGUGCGGAGCAGGCGGGUCGGGCGGCUGCGGGGCGCCGCGGCCCAGCCUCAGCCCCAGCCUCAGCCCCCCGCCGCUGCCGCCGCCGCUGCCGCCGCCUCCUCCUCCUCCUCCUCCUCCUCGCUUUCCUACCCGCCGGCGGCCGAGCCCGGCCAGUACUGGCUGCAAGGGGAGCCGCUGAAUUUCUGCUGCCUGGAUUUCAGCCUGGAGGAGCUGAAGGGCGAGCCGGGCUGGCGGAUGAACCGCAAGCCCAUCGAGUCCACCUUGGUGGCGUGUUUCAUGACUCUGGUCAUCAUCGUGUGGAGCGUGGCCGCCCUCAUCUGGCCCGUGCCCAUCAUCGCCGGAUUCCUGCCCAACGGCAUGGAGCAGCGCCGCGGCACCGCCGCCGCCACCGCCACCGCCGCCAAGUAGCCUCUCCCGGUGACCCCCCUUCUCUUCGUCUUGUGCUCUGGAGGGACGCGGGACGGACUCUCUCGUGGUUUUCUUGUUUGCAGCGUGCCACAGGUGCGCGGCGGGACGUGGGGCCGCCUCAGCGCCCGGCCCGGCCCCGAGGGCAGCGGCCCCGAGGGGACCAAAUCAUAUGUGCGCGUUUUAUAUCUUUAAUACCCGUUUUGAUCGAACCUUUUAGUAAAAAAAACAAAACCAAAAAAAAACCAAAAACAAAAACAAAAAACCACCAAACACCCCACCCCACCCGAUUAAAAAAAAAAAGGCAAGAAAAAGCCCCCCUAAAAAUUCAAUGGAGGAAAUCAAAGACCCUCCUAUUCGGCUGCAUUUGUUGUCAGAGUAGCAUUUUUGUACAGGAUGUGGUUUGAACGGGUUUUUCCUUUAUGGACAGAAAGGGAUGUCUCUCUUUGACAGAAUGGAGAACCGAUGCGGUAUAUAUAUUGUUAUUGCUGAAGCUGAACUUUAAUGAACCUUUCACACUGUAUUUCCUGGUUGAGAUAGUGUGUAUUUAUUAUUGUAGCUCCGCGUUAUUUGGCUUUUAAUACAGAGGUUUUCUUUCUGGAGCCACUGUAGCCUUUUGUUGGUCUGUUUCCUCCAGGGUGGAACAGAGGGUUUGGCUGGCCUUCCUGUCUGCGAACCUGCCACGAAGCUCCUUUCCCCAUGAAAUGGUGUUACCGGGCUGUUGGUGGCAAAAGGAGAAUCCCAAACCCUUUCUGGCUGGUGUUUGCCCUAUCUGUGCAGCAGAUGAGGGUCUGUAUGCCUACAUCAGGGUUGAGUGGAGAGGGGUGGGGAGCACAGCUGUGCCAGAGAUCCUCCAAAGCAAUUUCAUCUGCACAGCUCCACAGACUAAGGCUUUCUCCUCAGUUUGAGCUUGGGUGGCUUCCGUCCUGGGAAGAUGAGGCCCACUCUGAGUUGUGCUAAGCAGCGUGGGGCAAGUCUCUUGACUUCCUCAAAGUUCAUUCCUCAAAACCAGCUUAGAUGCAGUGUAUUUGUUGGAGACACAGUAAUACUGUACCUCUUUUUCAUCUAGCAGUCUGCAGGGUUGCUCACAGCCAGUCUGUGGGGUGAGAAGGCAGGAGCUGCCAGUCCAGAACUAGAUUCCAGCAGCUGCUGUGCAAGCAUGCAAAGAAGAAAGAUUUCUUCUCUCUUGUUUGAGUGGAUAGUUGUGUAGCCUGAAAUAUAAUUUGUUGUAUACUUCCAACUGCUUAGCCUUACAAAACGUUGUUUCAUUUGCCUUAGACAUGAUUAGUCCAGCUGAAGUUUCUAAAACCAAAAUACGAGCUAAGUGACAAAUAUUUGCAAUAGGAAUUCUCGUGUUUUUUUGGUCAACAUAGAUGUAUUUAAUUUGCUAGUAACGCAUGAAUUUGCUUGGGGCUAAUUUGGUGUAUUCGCAGUGUAUGGUGGAAAUGACUGGAUGAAAAGUCUGGAAGGAUUAAAUUCUUAGGAUUUCCAUAUUUUUAAACUGACAACAAAAUAAAAUAAAUGCAUGCUCUAUGUGUUUGCUGUCUGGACAAAAAGACAGAGAUAAAAAGAUUGACAAACAGCAGAAAUAAAUCAAGAUUUUAAAAUGCUCCAUGUUACUAGGCUGCCUCUACACCCACUGUUCCUCCUUUUAAUCCUGUUGUUGGGGUUGUCACUUGAGUAAACAUUGCAGUUGCAUUGUUUUCAGAAAGUAGAUGAUCCGGUCAAUGUGGGAAGUGUUCUCUUGACCUGUUGAUCCAAAGGGCACCUGCCCCUGUAUGCCUAGUUUAGAGAGCCCCUAUUUUCUUUCCUUGAUGUGUAAAACUGUCAUUUCCACCUUGAGCAAGCUCCUGUCAGACAUUUGACAUGCUAGAGAGCAAUUCUCUGCCUAUCAUGUCCUGUGUGACAGAGACACUUCUUCAUGCUGAAAGGCAGGGUUAGCAGGAAAACAUGAAGAUCCUGCUAACACCCUCUCAAAAGAGAAAUGUUAUACAUAUGGAAUAGACCUCAGAAAAGUUGCCAUCUUCAGGAAUAAUUUAAUCUUUUGAAGGAUGAAAACUCUCUUAGGCAGAGAGUUAACAAUUUCUACUGGAAGUUUUUCUGGCUUUAGUAAUUCAUGAUGUACAGUCCUCUCUGUGGUACAGGCAGCCUGUGCUUAAACUCAAGGGUGGAAUCUCUUUU